This is a messenger RNA of Cyanidioschyzon merolae strain 10D, 996 nucleotides long. RefSeq lists its product as hypothetical. Lineage: Eukaryota; Rhodophyta; Bangiophyceae; Cyanidiales; Cyanidiaceae. Gene Ontology annotation, cellular component: Slx1-Slx4 complex. The coding region runs from base 1 to 996 and encodes 331 amino acids. Gene Ontology annotation, biological process: double-strand break repair via homologous recombination. Gene Ontology annotation, molecular function: 5'-flap endonuclease activity; crossover junction DNA endonuclease activity. The transcript has a single exon. The record is from RefSeq and is a predicted model, not a curated record.
AUGAUACUAGACCCUGUUGCUCGAUUUUCUGGUACAGAAGCGGACUACGGUCUCCAUGACGAGUUCAGCAGUUGCACGUUUGCUGACGACGAUUCAGGCGAGGGCGGUACGCAAGUCGAGGCGUCGAGCACGGAGCGAUACUGCUGCUACCUGCUUGUUUCUGAGUCAACGGAUAAAAGGGCGCGUAACAGGACGUACAUUGGUUUCACGACCGACCCGUCGCGACGUUUACGUCAACACAACGGAGAACUGAAGGGGGCUGGUGCGCAUCGGACUCGGGCGUUUAGGCCCUGGCGAUUACUGAUUUUCGUCGAGGGUUUCCGCUCGCAGGUACAGGCACUGCAGUUCGAGUGGCAGUGGCAGCACCCUCGGAACAGUCGAACGCAGCGACAACACCAAGCUGGGCUUGGUUCAGAAACAAGCAUCAAGCAGCCGUAUGGUAUAGCCGGCCGGUUGCAGGUGCUAGCGCGGUUGUUGGCCAUGCGCCCGUGGUGUUGCAUCGCUUUGCGUGUCGUGGUGCCAGACCGACACCGAACGAGUGAUCAACAAAAGCCACGUAUCGUGAGUGAGCGGUGGCUUGCUGCACUGCCCCUUUCGGUACGGAUCCUCCGCGAUGUGUCCGUGGUGGAGGCCGUGGCGAAGCAGCCGGACGGCAUCGGCAGUCUUCAUCGCCGCCGAGACUUGUCAACGCUUUGUUGCGUCUGCUUUACUCGUGAGCAGUUUGUUGAAAAAGGCCGUCGUAAGCGGUAUCCGCAGGCGACCGGCUACUGCCUCCACUGUACCGCAUCGUUUCAUUUGCAGUGCAUUGUACAGUAUGCAUGUGCAGAGCGCUUGCUCCCAGAGUCGGUGCAUUGUGCAAGGUGCCAGCAGCUGAUCGCCUGGGCGGAUGUGCUCCGUUCGGUCGACUUGGCGACAGCACCAUCGACCCACCUUGGCGCCGAGCUCGGAGAACGUCCCUCUCCCUCGACAUCGGCGUCCGUAUUCAGCGUCGACUAG